ACUUGUGCAAUCACCACAAACAUCUCUCUACUGAUCUGGAGAACAUAUCACUUCAAAACAGUCCAAAAACAGUCUACAAUCAUCCUCGCGAGGAGACCGCGCGCUGCUCAUCGCGCAUUUGGAUACUAUUUUGAAAGGGAUUGGCAUCGAUUUGUGUCGCAUUUUUAGAUCGAUUUCAAAAGACCGCGGAGAUUGUUCGGGACGGAACACCUGCGCGUGCCCAUUGAUGACAAACUGAAUAACUGCUAUGACAGGUAAACUAGCGGACAAGAUCCCUAUUACCAUGAGCAGUUUAAUCAACACCAUACCUGACAGUCUCUAUCAAGAAGAAGACAUUCCCACAUCUAUGAACAUUUUCACAAACCCGGACUCUAUUUCGCACUACUCACAAAUGAAUACAGAUAAUAUCAUGGACUUGGGGAUGGGCGGUGAGAAGGGAAGUGGAGAGAUUCAGUAUGGCUCCAGUAGUUUCCAAUCCGGUCGAAGCGGACAGACCGUCACCUACCUGGGCAAGUUUGCAUUUGACACCCCUCCAUCAGGCAACAUCGGUGGCUCGGGUUGGUGUCCUGACAACAACAUCAUCAGUCUGGUGAGUGCUGGAAUCCUGGGUGUGUCACCGUCACCGGGCAACAUCACCACCCAGACGUCUUCGUCGAGCGGCAGCAUGGGCGGCCAGUCAUCAGACAUGGAGCAGGUAUAUGCACCAUCUCUUCCAGCUUACUCCACCUGCAGCGACAUGUAUCCCGAGCAGGUGAUGUUCCAUCACAGCCCUGCCACGUCGUCAUCUUUGCCCUACCCGAGCUCUGACUACCACACCACGUCCAAACCAGGCAUGGAUGGCAGUAUCUUUUCCAUGAUCCCAGACUACAACCUCUUCCAUCACCAGGGAGACGUUGGGGUGAUGGAGCAUAAACCCUUCCAAACCAUGGACCCUAUUAGAGUCAACCCACCUCCCAUAACUCCCCUUGAGACCAUUCGAGCCUUUAAGGAUAAGCAACAGAUCCAUCCUGGGUUUCUUGGUGGGCAACAACACAUAUCCCAACACCACCAACCCUCUCAGACACUUGCCCUCAAACCCAUUCGACCAAGAAAGUACCCCAACCGACCAAGCAAAACCCCAGUCCACGAGCGUCCACACGCCUGUCCGGCAGAGAACUGUGACCGACGUUUUUCUCGAUCAGAUGAGUUGACGCGCCACCUGCGCAUCCACACGGGGCAUAAACCCUUCCAGUGCCGCAUCUGCAUGCGAUCCUUCAGUCGCAGUGACCAUCUAACCACGCACAUCCGAACGCACACCGGCGAGAAGCCCUUUUCUUGCGAGUUCUGUGGACGCAAGUUUGCUCGCAGCGACGAGCGAAAGAGGCACGCCAAGGUGCAUCUGAAACAAAAGGACAAGAAGCCCUCAGACAAGGGCAGUAGCACUGGGGCAGGGGGCAGCCAUAUGUCUCCUACAAGCUCCUGUGGGAAUGCGGGACCCAGCAGUGCCAAUAUAAUAACCGUUACCACUUGUGCAUGAGAUGGACUUGCAAAGUAAGACUACAAGGGGAAGAAAUUAAGGUUUCUCUUCUUUUCUUAGAUACACUUGACUCUCAUACUCUCUCCGUCUCCUCACAUCCAUCCAUUUCCUCCUGGUUUCUGUUGAUUAUAGUGGCAUAUUCCUGUAGCCACUACUGUUUUAGGUCAAACGGGCACAGAAUAAGUGGACUAGUGUCGCAUGAAUGGGAAAGAGAAGGGUUCAAAGAUAACAGUUCAAGCAGUGAGGUUGAUCCAUAAGACGAGCACUUGUAGAUGCAGCACAAUCAUAAGGGUUAAACUCUCGGCUCUCGGGAUCAGAGGCAUUUCUUGACAUUUUUGUCUUUUCAUUUUUCUUUUACAAGCAAGGAGAGAUCUGAUUGCUGUUUUUGUGUUUCCUACCUGUAUUUUGUUUUGUCUUUCGGUUGUCAGAAUUCUAAAAGUGCACUUUCAUUUGCUUAUUGUUUUGUAGUGCUUUUUUAAUGAUUGUAUAAUUAUUUAAUGUCUUGUGUUGUUGUUGCUUUUCAACAUAAUGUGCCAAAUGUAUUUAAAUGAAUCAGACAACCUUUUUUUUUUAUUAUUGUUGCUUGUUUUAGCCUGGCUAGGAUCAUACUGAAGGUACAGGCAUGUAACUUUACUGUAAGAGUCAAUUCAGACAUUGAUUUGGGGAAAACAUGUAAGCCUUAAAGGUUCAAGAAGACUGAGUUUCAGGUGAGUCUGUUGGACUAUUAAGUUUCAUUAUCUUAUUAUUUUGAAAUCUCUUUGGUACAAUUAAGGGACCAGAAUGGCAUUGCAAUAAAAUGAAAAACAACAACAAUAAAACACAGUCUGGCUUGGAAAUUGACAUUGUAGGGAUGAAAUUAAAACACAAUUGUGGCCUUUUACCUAAUUGUUUCACUUAAUAUGGUGUGCAGAAGGGCCAAACCUGCAGUUCAAUACUUUUCUUCUGUUAAAAUCAGCUAUGGUGAUCUGAUCCAAACAUUACGCCUUUCUGUUUUCGCUACCUGUAGGCACGCAUGCAUCAGUUGUAUGUCUUUGCAAAUACUGAAAUAAUUGCAUCAGUCAUCUUUGAGGACCUACAGCAAUAUGCAUCAAAUUCAAAGUACACAGGCUGUCAACAAGAGUUAAUACUGUAAACAUGACUUAUUUUCAUGUGAAAAUUGUACUGGUAAGGUUUCCAUUGUCGUUAAUGUAAUUGUUUUAUUGGACAGUUAUGUUUUAUGCUUUUAUCAUCCAAUAAUGUUUGUUGGGUAACUUUUUAUGCAUAUUGAAUAUUCAGCACACAUUUGAACACAUGGUUUUCAAAACGAAGACUGCCAAAAUUAUGGUAAUGCCAGCCUGCAAGCAUCACCACUGGGUAGGAUUGAUCUUAGGAGUCAUUGUUUCGCAUUUUCACAGGCUGCGGCCUGCCUGCUAUAUGCAUGCCAUUCAAGAUGUUUUUUGGAUGGGAACAGUUUCGACAUUUAUACUGCUCUAAAGGGCAGCACCGUAAUGUGGUAUCUCCACGGUUACUCAUAUUUGGAACAUGCAUUGAGAUUCUGAAUAUAAACGAGGAGAAGGAGAGAGGGUUUUGUACAGUUAAAUAUACAAACAUAUUACUACAUGUUUUUUACUCGGAAUGUACAAAUGUCCUUCAGUAUUAUGAUGUGUGUCUGUGCACGUGCAUGUGCGUGUACAUGUGUGUGCGUGCCCCUAUGCAUACACAAACACCCACAUACUCAGAUUUUGCAUUGACUGAAUGUUGAAAUGAAGGGUGUGUUAACAUUUUCAUUUUCUUUCUUCCUGUUUUUGAGUUUGUGAAUGUGUACAUAGUGCAGAAUGUUUUAUAAGUGUGUGCGUGCAGGAAAAGUUGAGUAUUGACAGUGUCAAAUGUAAUCAAAUAUUAACUGUUAUUAGCGUAAAAUUGCAAAUGAUGACUUGCGGACACACAGAAUGAUGUGUUUAAUAAAUGAAUAAACAGUAAGAUUAUUAGGAAAAAAAAAGGAAAGCAAAACCCUGUGUA
Messenger RNA from Xyrauchen texanus (razorback sucker), 3514 nucleotides. RefSeq names its product early growth response 3 (gene egr3). The coding region runs from base 248 to 1516 and encodes 422 amino acids. Gene Ontology annotation, biological process: regulation of transcription by RNA polymerase II. The record is from RefSeq and is a predicted model, not a curated record. Gene Ontology annotation, molecular function: DNA-binding transcription factor activity, RNA polymerase II-specific; RNA polymerase II cis-regulatory region sequence-specific DNA binding. Lineage: Eukaryota; Metazoa; Chordata; Actinopteri; Cypriniformes; Catostomidae. The transcript has 2 exons.